This is a messenger RNA of Orcinus orca (killer whale), 8885 nucleotides long. RefSeq names its product small integral membrane protein 41 (gene SMIM41). The record is from RefSeq and is a predicted model, not a curated record. NCBI's taxonomy places the organism in Eukaryota, Metazoa, Chordata, Mammalia, Artiodactyla, Delphinidae. The transcript has a single exon. Bases 2091 to 2366 code for a protein of 91 amino acids.
UCCGGACGCGCAGGCUCCGGACACGCAGGCUCAGCGGCCAUGGCUCACGGGCCCAGCCGCUCCACGGCAUGUGGGAUCCUCCUGGACCGGGGCACGAACCCGGUGUCCCCUGCAUCGGCAGGCGGACUCUCAACCACUGCGCCACCAGGGAAGCCCAAAACAUUAACACUUUUAUAGCAGACCUGCCAGGACACAUGUGUGUGUUGAGAGCAUUAUUCCAAGAUGAGGGGAGUGGGCGGAUGGGAUUAAAGAUAGAUGAAAGCUGAUUGAUUUUGUACUUUGUUGGACAUUCACAUAAGCAGGUGUGACCAUGGUCAGUCCCAUGAAUGAGGGCACAGAUCAGGAUCUACUGCUUUUGGAUAUGACUGUGCUAUUUCUCCUCCCUUCCUAAGGAAGGUAUGACAUCCCUGCCUUUUAUAUUAUCUGGUCUUCCUUCAGAUGACCCCAAAGAAUAUCUCCUCUGUCUUCAUAGAGCACACACAGGCCCCCACUUGCACCAGAGAGCUCAUUUGAUUUGGUGUUUCUCUCUCUGGAGAGAGAUUGGCCACCUUAAGACUGGUGUCUGGUAACACUUCUUCCAGUUUGGGCUGGCCCUCGCCAGUUGUUAGGACAUUGGUAACUCACUCAUUUCUAGGCAAGCAUGCUCAAAACCGGUGAACUCCAUUGUGUCUUUUCAUUGAUUUAGUCUUCCAUGUUUUACAAUGCUUUUUGUUACAUAGGUGCCAGUUCUAACCAAACUAAGUGAGCAGUGCAUAAGCAGCUGUGCUAAGGGAGAAAGGGGCUGGGGGUCUUGUCCAUGGUCCUGGAGCAGUUAGGCGCCAGGAUGGCCAGGAAGUGUUUGCACGUUUUUCUCACCCCAAGCCACUCUUGGCCGUGCGCUGUUUCAUGAGGGGUUUUCUGAUGUCCUACCCUUGACCUCUGGGGCACUGGGGAGUUGGAGAACUCAGGAGGUUCUCAGGGGUUUGGAGAUGGGGAAGGCCAAUUCUCAGCAAGUCCUUGAUGAGGUGUGACCCUACCUGGCCUGCUGCAGUCUGGGGGACCUUCUUUUCCUCCUAGAGGCCAUCAGCUCAUCCCUUCCGGGGAGUCGGCUGAGUCAGGUGUUUGCCGACAGCGACUUUGUUUUAAACCGAGCUCAGGGUUGCUACAGUUCUCAGGAGACCUGGUCGGGAGGGUCUUUCCUCCAUCUCAGCUUCCCCAGACUUUCUGCUUUUUUGCAGCCAGGCUCUGCGCCAGUCUCCCGCCCUGGCUUGGCUGUGGGACACCCAGUUGGCAGCAAGCCCCCCGUAGUGGGCAGUUCAGUAACAUCUCCAUCCCUUUUGGUGGCGUGAUUUCCCGGAGGCAGGGGACUGAUUUACUCAAGGUCAGGACAGGAGCCCUGGUGACUCAGAUCUAUGCUUUCCCCUUGGUCUGUAACUCUCCUUGACCUCUGGGGCCUGAGCAAAGGAAUGGGGGCAGGCCUUAAAGUCCUCCUGCCCUCCAUCUCCCUCCCCUGGGACCAAGGAGGCACUGGCCGCUUGUCCGGCCCCAGGAGGCUCCCAAGGGGAUGAUGCACGAUGAAGGCUAUCAUCACUAAGGGUCUAGAGGCUGCUUAUUUGCCUCCUGUCCCAGUGGCCACCUGGGCCACCUAGCAGUAUUGACCUUUUUGGCCCAGGGACAGAAAGCCCAGGAGUGGGGAUGGCCCUUGUUUGUCCUGUGUCCCGCUCAGCGGGGGCAGCGCCCUAGCCAGCACCUGGGAUGAGGUCUGGAAGAUCCUUUCGGGAUUCUGAGGGCGGGCUAUCUCCUGACCUUUGCUAAGGGGGAGGGAGAGCCCUGGGGACAGGACUCCUGGGUUUGGCCGGUUGGGUGCGUGCGUGGUUGUGUGGGCCUUUGAGCCCAGAAGUAACACCGGCCCUGGGAUUCUGGGCCAUAGCUACACUGGAGGAGCCCUUUGUCUAAAAAGGGCCUGAACGCUCCGACGCAGGGGGUGGGGUCGCACGGCGCCUGGGAUCCGCCCCUUGGGCCCCUCCCUGACGCGGCCGCCGCCCACCCGCCGGCCCCGGGCUCCCGCACAUCUGGCGGUCGCCAGCACAUCUGGGCAGCCGGCGUGAAGCAUGAACGGCUCGCAGGCGGACGUCACAGCCCGGGCCGCCUGGCUGAGCUCCUGUUGCAACCAGUCGGGGGUGCUGCCGGAGCCCCCCGAGGGGCCGCGCGCCGUGCAGGCGGCGGUGCUGGGCGUGCUGUCGCUGCUCGUGCUCUGCGGGCUCCUGUUCCUGGGCGCCGGCCUACUGCUUCGCGCCCAGGGUCUGACGGCGCUGCUGGCCCGAGAGGUGCGCGCGUCCCGGGAGGGAGAGCCCGGCGGCGCCAGUGGCGGCGAGGAUGACUCGUAGGCGCGUCCGGCUGCGCUCGGGGGUCGCGGCCCCCCGGCGGCCCGCGGACUCCACGCCCGACUUCGAGGGAGCGGCCCCCAGCGCCAGACGGCUUCAGCGGGAAGCCCUCCGGCGAUGCUGGCGCGCGCGCGCACACACAGGUGAGAGCCCGCCCAGAUGAGAGCUGCAGCGCCUUGGGAGUGGGGGCGCAGGGGCUGGAAACCGUCGUAUUGGCCGGGCUCUCUGCGCUCAGCCACAGACUCAGCUUUUCAGCGACUCCCGUUCCAGCUCUGGAAGCCCACGGGGUGGGCCGGCGGCUAUCCCAGGGGUGCCGGGAUCUGAGCGGAGGGGCUGCCCUUCCCUCCCUCUCCCGGUCGUCUCUCCAGCCCAGUGGCGCCCCGACCCACGGCCUUUUUCUAGGUCACUGUGUAACUGCGGGAGAGGGAGAAGCAGGGCGGGUCACAGAGGAGGGAGUCUGGGGGGGCCACGGUGUGCGGGGGAGCCUUUUCCCUGCACCCACGCCACCCCGCUUUGCGCCAGCCCCACCUAGUGCUGAGGCCCAACUUUGUGUCAUCCCACUGGGAGGCUGGGGAGAGCCACGGCCACAGGAACUCAGCCAACCCAGGCCCCCGGCUUCUGCUUCCUCCUGUCCUCUCCUUCAGGAAGCCUUUUCCCCGGAGAGAGGUUUGGGUAUGAUUCCUCACUGUGGCCUCCCUCUUGGGGCAGGGAUGGGAGUGUGGAUCGAGUUUUAGGGCAGAGCCAGGAGCCUGGAUGACCCUGGGGGAUGGGGAGGUGUGCUGGGGCCUCCUCCCCCCAGCCCCUGCUCAGGUGGGGGGACGUGUGUGGCCCAGAGCAAGGGGCUUUGGGGUGUGCGUGGGGGGGUAGGUGACAAGAUUCCUAACAGCUGGGGGGCCUCAGGAGCACGCUGCUCCAGGAAGCUGGGACUGAGGGUUCCCAGCUGUAGGGGCUCCAUCUGGCCCUCCUGCCUCUGCCUCUCCAAGGACAGGAACCAUCUGGAGGGAAGGGCCUGGGUGGCCUAAAGACAAGGUAAUUCUAGGCCAAGGCUGCCUUGGGCAGAGCCAUAGGGUUUGGCGAGGGAAGCCUUCUGUGUCUGUCUCCUCUGUUCAGUGGUGUACCAAGGGAUUCCCAGGUUUCUGUGGGUGGAGCUGUUCACCAGGGGUGCCUCUGACCUCUCUUGCCCCUCCCACUCUAAAGCCCCUCCCCUGUCUGCCAGGGCAGAGGCAGGGUCCCAGCUUCCCUCUGAGAAGGGAGUGAGUGCUGGAGAGGAGGGGCCGAUGAGGGGUGAGGGGCCGGAGUGGGCAGGGUGCAGCUGUGAGGCUGAGGACGUGUGAUCCCUGCACAGAGCAGCCCAGGAUUUGGUGCUAAUCCCGGACAGCUGUGCCACACUGGCCUUGCUGAGCUGUGGACUUCUCACCUCAGGCAUGCUGAUCCCACCCCCUUGGAGAGAGGGCUGGCCAGGGGUGUGUGUGUGUGUGUGUGCUUGUGACUGCUCCUGGCCUUAGGGAGGCGGGCCAGCCCGGGGAUAUUCCCCACCUCCCUUUGCUGUGUCCUGGGGGAGGGGCUGGAAUGCCCUCUCUUUACUGUGUCCAGGUUCGCCCACCCCCUUGCCCAUAAGUUCUGCUGAAUUUGCUGCAUUUCCAUCCUUUCUCCCAUCUCCAUACUAUGCUCUUUUCUCCUUCCCCAUCUGGGACAGUCUCCAGUUCUGCUGUGAACCCUUCACUUUACAAAUGGGGAAGCUCAGAGAGAAGAAAGUGACAUGCUCAAGUGGAUGACAGAGCCGGAACUGGAUCCCGGGGCUCCUGCUUGGUUCCGAGCUCAGGGGGUGGGGUGGCAUCCCUGAGUGAGAAGGACCCCUUGGGUUGCCCUCUUUGCUCUGUCCUCUCUUUCCCUGAUUUCUCACCACUCUUUGAGAUGCUGAUGCAGAAUGUGGCCUCUCUUCCCAAAAGAAUGAACUUCACACCACAUUUGUCAUAUGGUUUCCGGGACUGGAACCUCAACUCCCCCCUUCCCGCUCCGUGUCCUCCUUCCCAUCCUUACUUCCCGGCAGCCUUGCUAGAUACCUUCUUCCUGCUGGGAAUGGCCUUCCAGGUACCUCAGCAACUCCCCAGCCAGCUGGGCUAAGCUUUCCUGGCCCGAACCUGAGGGUGCAGGUGAGCUCAGAGGGUCAGCUGGAAUAUAUACACCUAUGGAAAAAAAAUCCAAGUGGACAGAGCAGAGGGAUCGGAGGUCAAGGUGAUGACUUGGGUUGGCCUUUGGGUUCAAGUCUGGGUGGUGUUAGAGGAGUAGAGAGAUUUGAUGGAGGGACGGACCGUGCCCCCAGCAUCACGGUGUCUGCUCACACCCAGGCAGGGCUGGGGGUGUCCCGGUGGGGUGAGAGAAGAUGGGGUAGGCAAACGCUUUCUUCAUCCAACUUCCUGCCUUCGCUAUCCCUUCAGCUCAGUGCUUGGGUAGCUGGCCCGUGGCAUGUGCUGGAGACCUCAGUGUUCCUGGAGAAAGAUACCGAGAUGUUUGCUGUGGAGCUCUGACCCUGGUCAAGGCUGUCAGACUGAGUGGGGAGGAAAAUAAUUUAGAAAACUGGGAAAUGGGUGCUGCUGUCAUGGCAUUUCUCAGGCUCCGGCUGGGAGGGAGAGGUGGGGGAUGGCUGUAGGUCUGAGUGCCGUGGAGUGAGGCCAGGCAUCUGGUCACCAGCAAGCUCCAUUAGCCUGUGCUGUCCUUGAUGGAAACGCCGGGGCCACAGGUGGGUGGACAUCUUGGCUUAACCUUCCUCCAGCCCCUGAGUCUCACUCUGAGCUGGAAAGGUCUGUCAUUCCUUGGCUCCCUUCCCAGCAAAGACAGGGGUGGCUGUCUGUUACAGAUUCCCGAGCCUUGUGUGGUCUGUCUCCCAGAGAGCUCCCAUUCCAGCGCACUGGCUGUACGGGGAACUCCUGCUACCUUUGAUCCGUGUGCGGUGCAGACGACAGCCUGGGAGAAACCUGGAUUGUCGUGAGACCUCAACUUGGGAUCUUUGCACUCAGCUGCUGCCUCUGAUCUGCUCUAUCCAACCUCCUGAACUGCUCAUGGUGUGGGUCUGGGAGGUCAGCGCUCCAGGAAUGAAUGGGCCCCCGGGCAACUGCUGUGUGUCCUGGGCACUGAAGAGGCCACACCCCCAGGAUGCUCAGUGCCCGCAGACGCUGACCAGCCCCCUGCCUGCUGGGCCCUGUCCCAUCUCUGAUGCAGGGUGGCCGUGGUCUGACAGGCCAGUGACUUGUCCCUGCUGAGGGCUGUAGGUCACUGUCCCCCAUUUGGAGGUCUUGGGUGCCCCAACAGUGCCCCAUCACUGCCCCAUCUCUUCCUGUGGCUUGUUAUUAAAUAUGCUGGUAAUGCAAGUUUGGGGUAUACGGUCUAUGUUUCCAGCUCCUGACUCCUGGCAUUAGCAGUAGCCCCCGGGCCCCGCUCCAGUUUGGACUGUUUCUGGCAGAUCCUGAAAUAGCAAACCCCAGCCAUGGCCCCUCUCCCCUGGUCCCUCCUCAGUGCUGGCUAUUCCCUUUCCACACCCAGAUCCAGAGCUUUCCAAAGGUGGGUAGGAGUGGGGCAGUGACUCUCACGCCAGCAAUCGAUUGCCCCCCUGUGGCCAGUGUGGGCAAUAACAUGUCUUCAUUCAGCUGCCCUAUUGACGACCGAUCAUAGUCUGGCCAGAGCUUGUGCGUCAAAAAAAGAGUGGAUUUUGUGAGCGUGUGCACUGAAUUCUACGCUGUAAACCUUCAUGAACCUCAGUAUCUUCAUCCAUAAAAUGGAAGCAACAAUGGCAGGAGGAUCAAAUAUAUAGUGUGCUUGUCUGUAGAUGAAAGGCUGUGAUCAUCGUGUGAUGUUGUUAUUUUUUCCUCCGAACCUGGCCACUCCUAGAGAAAAGGUAUAGAAUCGCCCACUCCCUACCCUGUUCCUGGGAACACUUCGUUUAUUCAUCUUUUCCAUGAGUGUUUAUUGAGUGACUGCUCUGUGCCGGGCUGGCUCUGGGGCUGGGGAUGAGAUGAAUGGGGCAGAGGCCCUGCCCUCAAGGACCUCACAGUCCAGUAAAGACUGAUGCUUACAAGGCUGAAGCUAGGGGCUUCCCUGGUGGCGCAGUGGUUUGGAAUCUGCCUGCCAAUGCAGGGGACACGGGUUCGAGCCCUGGUCCAGGAGGAUCCCACAUGCCGCGGAGCAACUGGGCCCGUGAUCCACAACUACUGAGCCUGCGUGUCCAGAGCCUGUGCUCCGCAACAAGAGAGGCUGCGAUAGUGAGAGGCCCGCGCACUGCGAUGAAGAGUGGCUUCCACUUGCCGCAACUAGAGAAAGCCCUCGCACAGAAAUGAAGACCCAACACAGCCAAAAAUAAAUAAAAUAAAAAUUAAGUUUGUAAAAAAAAAAAAAAGACUGAAGCUAACACAGACAAUAAGAAGUGCCCACUGUGGACGGAGCCAAGAGCAGAGAGUGACUGGCUUGGCUUGUCGAGGAAGGGGUACUGAAUGGGCAUUCACGGAGCGAAGAAGGGGAGGAAGUACAUUCGGGGCAGACGCGCAGUGGCGUGUGGGGCUGGUGGUACCCUAGAAGCAGGUAAGUAGAGCUGGGUGUGAAGGGACGGGACGGGAGACCAGAGGCGUGGUAGCCUAGAUGGGAGUGGAAUUUACCCUGGGGGCAGUGAGGGCUCUGGAGGGUUUUAAGCCGGGAAGUGACAUGGUAAGAUCUGGAUCUUAGGGAAUGGGGGGUAAGUCUGUGGGUGGGAGCAGGCUGGAGGUAGAGAGACAGCAAGGAGGCUGUGAUCAAAACCCAGCAAAAGGGCUUUCCCGAUGGCGCAGUGGUUAAGAAUCCGCCUGCCAGUGCAGGGGACACAGGUUCAAGCCCUGGUCUGGUGAGAUCCCACAUGCCGCGGAGCAACUAAGCCCGUGCGCCAGAACUACUGAGCCCGCGUGCUACAACCACUGAAGCCCGCGUGCCUAGAGCCCAUGCUCCGCAGCAAGAGAAGCCACUGCAAUGAGAAGCCCGCGCACCACAAUGAAGAGUAGUCCCUGCUUGCCGCAACUAGAGAAAGCCUGCGCGCAGCAACGAAGACCCAGUGCAGCCAAAAAUAGAUAAAUAAAAUAAAUAAAUUUAUUAAAAAAAAUGGUGGCCUGGACUGGGGUGGAAAGAAAAGGGGACAGAUCCAAGUGAUGUUUGGGAUUCAGGCUUUGGUCACUAGUUGGAUGUGAGAGAUGAAGGAGAGGGAACAGGGAGGACGAAGCCCCAGCUCUUGGACUGAAUUACUGAGCGGGUGGUGAUGCCUGCCACCCACUGAGGGGCCGUGUUAUCAGUUACGACUUUUUUGGUCUGAAUUUACAGGAAACCCAAAAGAUAUUUGGCUUGAGCAGAGGGGAAUUUAUACUGCACAUAACUGCAAAGGCUAGCGGCAGUUCUGGCCUCAGGUCUGCCCUGACUCAAGUCUGACAGUGACAGCAGGCCUGGCCUCUAUGCCUCCCGUGGCUUGGUUGGUCUGCAGCCUCUGACAGGGUGGUCUAGUGGUCAGAGCAAGGCCUUGGAAUCAGGUGCCUGGAUUUGAAAGCUGGUACCACAUUCUCUAGCUGUGUGACCUGGGCAAGGUGCUUAACCCCUCGUGGCUCAAAUCCCUCCUCUUCGGAGUGGGGAAAAGUGGGGCCGAGCUAGUACAUGUUUUGUUAGGAUGAAAUGAGAUCCCCAUGUGUAGAGAGCCUGGCACAGUAAGUGUGCCUGUUAUUAGUCUCAGCCUCCAUGUGAAGAGGGGAUGUUGGCUUCAUGGCCUCUCAGACUCAUAUCUAUCAUGAAAGAGGCGGGGUUAGGGUCCCUUAGGUCCCAGGUCCCUCAGGCCAAACCCUGGGAGCAGCUGUGACUGUGUGUUACCCCAGAGGUACUGUGCUGCCAGUAUGGAAUGUCCUAAGCCUUGGUCAUGUGCUCUACUCAGACACCCCAAACCACAAGGCCUAAAGGAGCGGGCUGUCGCCUUACCAAAUCUAAUCCCAUUUCAGUCCUGGGGUGAACAGAGGCUGGGCGCCCAUAGACUGGCUCAUGGCUGCUGCAGAUGGGGACGGCGCAGGCAGAGGGCGGUGAUGCGUCCAGCUCAGGUGUGUUGGGUUGGAAGCACGCUGGGGGCGUCCAAGGUGGUAAUCAGUGGAUGGGGGCUGGGGCUCAGCAGGGGGGCUUCCAGGCCAUGGUGACUCUAGAGGCAGAAGAUGGAGCUGUGGGAAGGGACCAGGUUGGGGGGAGAAGGGAGCAGGCCAAGCAGGACACCCCUUAAGGGCAGGGUGAGAGGACAUGGUGGGCCGUGGAGGAGGGGCGCCCGGAGAGGUGGGAGGGAAGCCGGGGAGCCAGCUAUUUGGGGAGUCGGGGAACAAAGGAUUUUGGAACUGGGGCAUGUCCAUGCCCCCCCCACCCCCCGCAGUUCUGGAGGGAGGGAGGGCGGAAGGCUUCUUUCUGGACCACAUGGCUUCCCUGAGCUACCCCUCCCCACCACCGCCCUAAGCCUGCAUGAUGGGGGAGGAGCCCCCAUGCAGAAGA